UUACGAUAGAGUUGUUCAACAAAACUCGAGACUUAAGAGUACUUACUUACUUCAAAGUAAACUAUCUUUACUGGAUCGGAGUAUAAAAACAGUUAUAUUUUGGAUUUGGUUUUACUUAUAAAUUUUGUAUAAAGUACCUUUCUACUACGCUCAUGAGUCAAAGUUUACCACUUAUUCCAGGGUAUUCCUUUAGAGAUCUUCUGAAAGAUCGUUAUGUAUUUCCGAGUACCCUUGUGUACAGCAAAGGAGUUCCCUUAUCAAAAUCAAGUUUAUCAUCAACAAGCGAGACUGCUGCAGCGCUUCUUGAGGCCCAAAACAAAACAUUAGACAGAGAGACAUUAACCAGAUUGACCUAUGGACCUAAGAGAACAGAAACAACGGAAAUUAAACUACCUAAGUACCUGGCAAUGGACAAAAAGGUGCUUCGUUUCGUCGGAUAUUUGCGAGAGGAAGUUGAUGACUGGUCAAGAGAAAAGUAUCGAAUUCGACCAGUACAUGUCCUGUAUUAUCUCCAAAAUGAUACAAUGGAAGUUAUUGAACCAAAAAUUGCCAAUAGUGGAUUAGUUCAGGGAACUUUAUUGAAGCGUCAGGUAUUUCCCCACCCAAAAGGCAGAGGACGUCGAUAUUUGUGGAAAGAUUUGAACAUUGGGAUAGAUGUUAGAGUUUUUGGCAUCUCCAUUCAUCUCACUGAUUGCGACGAAUGGACAAGGGAGUACCUAAUCGAUGCUGGUCUUGAACUUAAUGAACCAGAAUCCAUACCACCUGAUCCAUACAUUGAGCAGAAAAUAAAUGCGCAAGGAAGACACGAAGUAAUAUCUAGAGACAUUGACAACGAUAAGUUAUACAAGUUCCUUGUUAACGACAGAAAAGUUCUCAGAUUCUAUGGCAUAUGGAAAGAUCUACUCAAUGAACCGCCUGACAUGAGACGAGUUAUUGUCCAGUACUAUUUAGCAGACGAUACAAUGGAGUUAUUAGAAAACCAUGCACCCAAUAAUGGUAGACUCCCCCUCAAAACAGUAGUCAAGAAACAAAAGAUACCGAUCGACAGGGAUAAACUGUCAGAAAAUUUUCCACUCGGUUAUUUGGAAAUCAAAGAUGACGAUCUCACAUAUUUUGAUCCGAAAGAUCUUCGCACAGGAAAAGAUAUAACCAUUUUGGGAAAAAAUAUAUUUCUCUACGAUUGUGACGAUUUCACCAGGUAUUUCUACAAAGUUCAAUAUGGCAUAGACGAUAUGCAGUCCAUAAGGGUAGCAGAAAAGCCAAAGCCUCCAGUUCCAGUGAUAUAUCCACCUCAUACUGGUAUCGGUGGAUGGGAGGACUCUUUACAAAAUUGUUUAUCAAUUGUACCCAAGCCACCUAGAAAAGAUUUCAAGAAAGAGGAGCAUUAUAGCGGAAUCGCAUUGCGUUAUAAAGCUAAAUUGAUAACAAGCAUAAAGGAAGACAUUUCUCGAGAAUUUGUAAUAACGUUCUUUCCUUCUGACGACACAGUAACUAUAAAUGAAGAAGCAAUACCAAACUCUGGCUUUCCUGGUGGAGCAUUUUUGAAAAGGAAUAAGCUACCCAAACAACAUUCAAGUUCAUCAGCACAACCUACGUAUUACAAAGCUAAUGAUUUUUUUAUUGGAGCAGAAAUUCGAGCAGCUGGGAAAUUUUUCAAACUUAUGGAUGCUGAUAAAUUUGUACUGGCAUUUAUGGAACAACAUCCUGAAAUUUAUACAGAAGAGCAAAUAGAAAGUCAUAGAAAAAUUCUUAAUCUAUCAAAACAAGUUUUAGGGCUGGAGUCUGAAAAAAACGAAUUCAUGAAAAAGAAUGUCAUAGAAAACUAUGGGUCAACGCCAUAUCCAUUACCAAACUGCUUAUACCCAGCAUCUGAUGUGCAACAAAAAGAAAUAAUUAAGGACGAAUGCCAUUGUUCUGGUAUGCCAGUAGAACAAGUAUUUUAGUCUAUUGGACAUGUGCACAGAUUGCAACAACAAAACCACAUGAAUGGAGUGAGAAAGGUGCUUUUACCAGCAUUUGGAUAUUUAUUCAUGAAUGAUUUUUUUUACUCAAUUCUUUUUGUUUGAACUCUUGAUUUAUAAAAGUCAUAAAUGUUAAUUCUUUUUUUAAAUGUAUAAUAAAAAUUGUCUAACAACUGUA
Parasteatoda tepidariorum (common house spider) is the source of this 2139-nucleotide messenger RNA. RefSeq names its product EF-hand domain-containing protein 1. The record is from RefSeq and is a predicted model, not a curated record. Gene Ontology annotation, cellular component: axoneme; mitotic spindle. NCBI's taxonomy places the organism in Eukaryota, Metazoa, Arthropoda, Arachnida, Araneae, Theridiidae. Gene Ontology annotation, biological process: mitotic spindle organization; mitotic cytokinesis; cilium-dependent cell motility. Gene Ontology annotation, molecular function: alpha-tubulin binding.